AACCAUAAAAUUUGGAAUGCCAUCUUCAGUUUUACAAUAAUGAACAUUGGAUAGUGCUUAAUUCUAUUGUCAAAACAAAUAAUGCGACCUAACCUAAAAUUAUUACUGAAUACUAGUUGCGGUGUAUUGUUUUUAAUCUUUUAUUGUGAAUAUCUUAUUUUCUACGCGGUGCAAAGCAGUUGUGGCUGGCCGAUUCUAGAUCCCCAAACACAAGACGAAUCUAUAGAGCCUUCCAAUGAAGAACCUGUUAGAGUUAUGGUUAUUACAGAUACACAUCUUUUGGGAUCAAGACACGGACAUUGGUUUGAUAAGUUGCGAAGGGAAUGGCAAAUGUACAGAGCUUUCCAAAGUGCCAUGACAUUACACAAACCUGAUUUAGUUUUCGUAUUAGGCGACCUUACUGACGAAGGAUUGUAUUGCAGUAGUACAGAAUUUGAUAAUUACGUAAAAAGGUUCCAUAGUUUAUUUUCUGUGCCCGAAGAAACCAAAAUGUAUGUAGCUGUCGGAAAUCAUGACAUUGGCUUCCAUUAUGGAGUGAGUCCAUAUUUGAAUCAAAGGUUCGUGAAUGCGUUUGAUGCUCCAGCUGUAAGACUGAUUAGUGUUAGAGGAAAUCAUUUCGUUUUAGUGAAUAGUAUGGCUUUGGAAGGAGAUGGGUGUUUUUUAUGUAAACCAGCUGAACAACAACUAACAAGAAUUGAAAAAAUUUUGAAAUGUACCAGAGGAACCUAUACAGAAAAAUGUACGCCCAAUAUGAAGUUAGAAAAAUAUAGUAAACCAAUAUUAAUGCAGCAUUACCCUUUAUAUAGACAGUCUGAUAUUGAAUGCAAUGAUUUCGAUGCAGCUCCGUUUCCUAUAAAACAGGAAAGAUUUCGGGAACGUUGGGAAUGUUUAAGUCAAGAAGCUACGUUUCAAAUACUUAAUCAAGUGAAACCUAGGUUGGCAUUAUCCGGCCACACACAUCAUGGUUGUACUAGAGCAUUACCUGUAGGAGAAGGCCUCGAAAUAACUAUACCUAGCUUCAGUUGGAGGAAUAAAGAUAAUCCAAAUUAUUUAUUGGCAACUUUUACCCCGAAUAACUACGCUUACUUCAAAUGUGAGCUUCCUAGAGAAUCAACAGUAAUCAAUUUGUACCUAUUCGGUGGUACCAUCCUAAUUAUUUGGUUGUUGUACUCGUUGAAGUACAGAAGUAGACAAUGGCGGGUGUUCGCUGACAUUGGAUGCAAAUGGGCGUAUAGGUCCUCUAUAGUCGUUAAAGUGUUAAAUUAAUGAAUCGAUUCCAUUAAAUGUGCCAAUAAAUAUACAUGUAACGAUAUUAUAAUUAAUAAACUGUAUUCUUAAUAA
This is a messenger RNA of Diorhabda carinulata, 1341 nucleotides long. RefSeq names its product metallophosphoesterase 1 (gene PGAP5). NCBI's taxonomy places the organism in Eukaryota, Metazoa, Arthropoda, Insecta, Coleoptera, Chrysomelidae. Gene Ontology annotation, biological process: GPI anchor biosynthetic process. The transcript is spliced from 7 exons. Gene Ontology annotation, molecular function: hydrolase activity. The record is from RefSeq and is a predicted model, not a curated record. Bases 82 to 1266 code for a protein of 394 amino acids.